AAAAACAAUUAUUUGUUUCAGACGUUAAAAAAAUCACUGACAUGUCAUUCUACAGUGCUCAUCAACUUGCUCUAGCGCUUGAAGGACUUCAACGGGCUCUUGACGAGAUAGGAACAUACUCGGAUAUUCUUGAAGAUGCUCUUCUUAUUGCCUGCAAUGUUCCCAUCGCGGAAAAAACGUCGAUUUUGAAUGAUUUCCAGAAAGCCGACACAAUCAACUACGGAGGUCUAGCAGCUGCUAUUCGUGCCAACCUGGCACCCGAUGUAUGCGAACGACGGAUCACAGAAUUCCAGAAGAAAUAUGCACACGGGACAGAUGCUCAACGGCUGGAGCUUCUAAGCGAUGAAUCUGUUUGGCGACUGGAAGCUUAUGAGGCGUUUGCCGACGCUGAAUACACACCGACUUUGGAGAAAAUCCGGUUGGGUGUGAUUGGAGGACCAAUAGAUUCGAUUGAUCCGAAUUGGCCACUAAGAAAAAUUGCUCCAGAACGCUUCUUGAAUGAUCGAUGGGCUCGGGCUAUUCACGAUCCCAGACGGAUACGACGAAAGAUCAUUGGACACCGUCUACCAUACAGAAUGAAAUCCGAACAAGGUGUGCCUUACGGAAUUCCUAAACAAGCUAGACUCGCUGCUCGUGAAAAUUCUGGUCCAGUUCGAGCCCCAGCGAUCCUUGGAGGUGCUCACCCGGGACGAUUUCGAGCUGGAGGCCCAACGGGUGUCGGAGUUGUUAGUAGACAUACUAGACAAUCUGGAGCAGCUAGAGGUGUUCUUAGAGGACCAAAUGGAAAUAGAGUUGUUCCUCUAUUCCCUGUACAAAUUCGAGCAAGACCCCCUGCACCUACCCGAACAAUCAUUCCUAGUGAAGUACAGGAAACUGAGCGUGUAAAACUGGAACCUACGGAUAAUUCAUACGAAGAACAAAAGCCACCUCUUCUAGAAAACUGAUCUCUUCUACAUGUCAAACAAAUCUCAAUAUUUGAUCUACCUCUCGAUAAUAAAUUUUCGUUUUGUUUUAUAAGUUGUAUUGACACCAAUCGACGAAAAUGAAUGAGAUAAACUACCAAAAUAUGCAAUAAAAGAUGAUAAUUCCAAAA
This is a messenger RNA of Caenorhabditis elegans, 1093 nucleotides long. RefSeq lists its product as uncharacterized. The transcript has 5 exons. The record is from RefSeq and is marked reviewed. NCBI's taxonomy places the organism in Eukaryota, Metazoa, Nematoda, Chromadorea, Rhabditida, Rhabditidae. Bases 42 to 944 code for a protein of 300 amino acids.